This is a messenger RNA of Triticum turgidum subsp. durum (durum wheat), 1281 nucleotides long. Lineage: Eukaryota; Viridiplantae; Streptophyta; Magnoliopsida; Poales; Poaceae. The record is from the annotation of a GenBank genome assembly.
AUGGCGCCGGAGCCGGAGGACGACAUCAUGGCGGAGAAGAACCCGCGCCCCCUCGACGAGGACGACAUCGCCCUCCUUAAGACCUACGGGCUUGGGCCAUACUCCACGAGCAUCAAGACGGCCGAGAAGGAGAUCAAGGAGUUGGCCAAGAGGAUCAAUGACCUAUGUGGGAUAAAGGAGUCUGAUACUGGGCUGGCUCCACCUAGCCAGUGGGAUCUGGUGUCAGACAAACAGAUGAUGCAGGAAGAGCAGCCUUUACAAGUAGCAAGGUGCACCAAGAUUAUAAACCCUAAUACCGACGAUGCCAAGUACAUGAUUAAUGUAAAACAAAUUGCAAAGUUUGUGGUUGGAUUGGGGGAUAAAGUUUCGCCAACUGAUAUCGAGGAAGGGAUGAGAGUCGGUGUCGAUCGGAACAAGUAUCAGAUACAGAUUCCAUUGCCACCAAAGAUUGAUCCCAGCGUCACCAUGAUGACUGUUGAGGAAAAACCAGAUGUCACGUAUAAUGAUGUUGGCGGGUGCAAGGAGCAGAUUGAAAAAAUGCGUGAGGUAGUCGAGCUCCCCAUGCUUCACCCGGAAAAGUUUGUGAAGCUUGGUAUCGAUCCUCCUAAAGGUGUUCUUUGCUACGGCCCUCCUGGCACUGGCAAGACUCUUCUUGCUAGAGCUGUUGCCAAUCGCACGGAUGCUUGUUUUAUCCGUGUGAUUGGAAGUGAAUUGGUCCAAAAGUAUGUUGGUGAGGGUGCUAGGAUGGUUAGGGAGUUAUUUCAGAUGGCCCGCUCGAAAAAAGCAUGCAUCAUAUUUUUUGAUGAAGUUGACGCCAUUGGUGGCGCUCGCUUUGAUGAUGGAGCUGGGGGUGAUAAUGAGGUACAGCGUACUAUGCUUGAAAUCGUCAAUCAGCUUGACGGUUUUGAUGCUAGGGGCAAUAUCAAGGUUCUCAUGGCCACCAACAGGCCUGAUACACUUGAUCCUGCACUUCUGCGUCCUGGUCGUUUGGACAGAAAGGUGGAAUUUGGGCUACCUGACUUGGAAGGCCGUACCCAGAUAUUCAAAAUACAUACGCGCACCAUGAACUGUGAGCGUGAUAUACGCUUCGAGCUACUGGCGCGACUCUGCCCCAACGCCACUGGCGCCGACAUCAGGAGUGUCUGCACAGAAGCUGGCAUGUACGCCAUCCGCGCCCGCAGGAAGACUGUGACUGAGAAGGAUUUCCUCGACUCGGUCAACAAGGUCAUCAAGGGGUACCAGAAAUUCAGCGCAACCCCGAAAUACAUGGUGUACAAUUGA